Molecule: messenger RNA, 1185 nt
Organism: Trichophyton verrucosum HKI 0517
Lineage: Eukaryota; Fungi; Ascomycota; Eurotiomycetes; Onygenales; Arthrodermataceae
Exons: 1
Coding region: 1-1185 (394 amino acids)
Molecular function (GO): protein binding
Source: RefSeq, a predicted model, not a curated record
AUGUUUUUUAAACUGGUCGCCGUCGCGCUGGCGCUCGUCGCUCACAGGGCAUCAGCGCAGGCUUCGUCCAACUCGCUCGUGAGCCGCCGCCUCACUGAGUAUUUGCUGCCGGCUGCCUCUGCCACACACGAGUUUGCGCGCGUGCCGAAUACAAAUUUCCUGCUGCUGUCCCAGUUAUCUGACAGCCAGCUCAUCAAGAUCGAGCUGGAUCCUACCACCGAAGAGCCCAUUGCGUAUCAUGCCUUUCCCAUGGGCAAGGACAACCAUUCCGAGUUACAUGGCGUGUGGCCCUCGACCGUGUACCCCGGCAUGAUGUGGCUGACGCUGCAGGCCGACAACAAGCUGCUCCUCGUGGAUCCCGGCAAGGAUCUCGCGACUCCGCCGACCAUAAUAAAAACAAUUGAUAUCCCGGCACCAGGAAAUGGGCCACAUUGUGUGUUUGAGAUCGGCAACCGCGUCUGGGCCGGGCUCAAGGUGGCCUCCAAGCAAACUGGCGGGUACUAUGUGUUCUCGGCGGAUGUCACCAACUCGACGGACCAGAAGCUGUACCCAUGCCUCAACAGCCCCGUGUUUAUCAAGGAGGAGCCGACCACCGGCUUGAUCUACGUCACGCAAGAUACCGACUCGUCUAUAAUGCGGAUCAAUCUCACUACCGGCGAGACGGCGCAACUUCCAAUUCCGCCCAGUGUUGGCAACAACGCCGUCGGAAUGAUCUCUGGCUACGGUCCCAUGGAGGGUGUAUGGUUCACUCUCGCUGGUAAUGCUACUGGUGGUACCGGCACGUUUGGUCGUAUCGGACCCUCUGGCAAGAUGGAGUUCUUUAAGCUCAAGCACCCGAUGCUGGGCACCAAUGCUGGUCUCCUGCAUAUCGCUGACGCAUCGAGCGAAGCUGGUGGUCCAGCCGUGUGGCUCCUGUCGACCUCGCUGCUCAGCAAUAACUCGCCCGAUGCCCUGAUCCGCGUGACUUUCGACUCCGAUAUCACCUCUAUUUCCGGCGAAGAGUACGUCUCUAUCCUCACUCAAAAUGCUAUGGCACACCGCAUCCUGCCCAUGAAUGCUACGGUCUUGGUGUCCGAACUCCAUACAUUCACACUCGCCCAACUGUCGUACAAGAACACUAUUGCCGGUCAAUGGCUACCGGCAGAGGCCAUCAGCAACACUACCGUUUACGAAAAGCCUGGUUAA